Molecule: messenger RNA, 640 nt
Organism: Drosophila albomicans
Lineage: Eukaryota; Metazoa; Arthropoda; Insecta; Diptera; Drosophilidae
Product: 40S ribosomal protein S14a-like
Exons: 3
Coding region: 56-511 (151 amino acids)
Biological process (GO): translation; maturation of SSU-rRNA from tricistronic rRNA transcript (SSU-rRNA, 5.8S rRNA, LSU-rRNA); ribosomal small subunit assembly
Cellular component (GO): cytosolic small ribosomal subunit; ribosome
Molecular function (GO): structural constituent of ribosome; mRNA 5'-UTR binding; small ribosomal subunit rRNA binding
Source: RefSeq, a predicted model, not a curated record
UUAAUAUCCGGUUCACGCAAUUGUUUGCUGAUCGUCAAUAAACAGCUAGAGCAUCAUGGCACCCAGAAAGGCUAAAGUUCAGAAGGAGGAAGUGCAGGUCUCGCUCGGACCCCAGGUUCGUGACGGCGAGAACGUUUUCGGCGUUGCACACAUCUAUGCCAGCUUCAACGAUACUUUCGUGCAUGUUACCGAUCUGUCCGGUCGUGAAACCAUCGCACGUGUCACCGGCGGCAUGAAGGUCAAGGCUGAUCGUGAUGAGGCUUCUCCCUACGCCGCCAUGUUGGCUGCUCAGGAUGUUGCUGAGAGGUGCAAGGUGCUCGGCAUUACGGCUCUGCACAUCAAGUUGCGUGCCACUGGUGGCAACAAGACCAAGACACCCGGACCCGGUGCCCAAUCUGCUCUGCGCGCUUUGGCUCGUUCAUCGAUGAAAAUCGGUCGCAUCGAGGAUGUGACCCCUAUUCCAUCCGAUUCCACACGCAGGAAGGGCGGUCGUCGUGGUCGCCGUCUGUAAAUACCAACAGCAGCAGCAGCGACGCGCAUCAAUUGCAUUUUUUUCAUCUGUCUGUAUAUUGUUUGUAAUAAAUAACGGAACAACACACAAGACGUAAAUGCGCUGAUUACAUACGUUAAAUUAAAACAA